Messenger RNA from Striga hermonthica, 1974 nucleotides. Lineage: Eukaryota; Viridiplantae; Streptophyta; Magnoliopsida; Lamiales; Orobanchaceae. The record is from the annotation of a GenBank genome assembly.
AUGGUUGCAAAGGAUUACAAUAAAACCAAAGGGUCGGGAAAAGCUGAAGUGGGGGAGAUCGACACCAGUGCACCAUUUCAAUCUGUCAAAGAUGCUGUUAGCUUAUUUGGUGAAGGUGCCUUUUCCGGCGAAAAGCCUUCCAUCAAGAAGCCAAAACCGUAUUCUGCUGAAAGGGUGCUGGCAAAAGAGACUCAACUUCAUUUGGCCCAGAAAGAACUGAAUAAGCUUAAGGAACAGCUGAAAAAUGCCGAGACCACUAAAACCCAGGCACUCCUUGAGCUCGAUCGUUCCAAAUGGGCGGUUGAGGACCUAACUCAGAAGCUAAAAUCCAUAAACAAGUCAAAAGAUUUGGCAAUUGCAGCAACCGAAGCUACCAACCACAAGGCAAAGCAAUUUUCCGAAUCCGAAAUCUCAAGUAUCAGAGAGGCUUAUAAAUCCCCGAAUACAGAUCUGAAGAAUGCACGGGCCGAGUACAUGGCUGCAGUCUCUGAACUCAACUCAGCCAAACAGGACCUAAGAAAAAUCUGCCAGGAGUACGAAGCCUCCUCUGAAAUGAAAAGCAAGGCAAUCAAACAAGCUGAAGAAGCCGAGGAUUCAGCUAAAGCGAACACAGAGCGAGUUAGUGAGCUAUCAAGGGAAAUAGCUAGCGUGCACGCCUCUAUUCAGCAAGCAAAUUUCGAAUGUGCACUGGCCAAGGAAGACGAAAAAUUAACUUGCGCUGAGAAGGAUAAACAGAAACAGUCGUACAAAACCAAACUCGAAGACUUAGAGAAAAAGUUGGUUUCUUUGAAGAAAGAACUCGAUCCCAAGCUCGCUGCAAAUAUGGAGGCCCAUCUGGCCGAAACGCUGUCUGAAAUUGAAGUUUUACGAAAUGACAUGGACAAGGAAAAGGGUAAAGAUAGUGAUGCCUUGAAAACCAUCACUCUUGAGCUGGAUGGUGCUAAAGAGUCGUUAAAUAAAGUGGCUGAGGAGGAACAUUCACUUAGGCGAUUGGUCGAGACCGUAAAGGCCGAACUGGAUGAGAUAAAAAAGGAGCACGUGGGAUUGAAGGAGAAAGAAGUAGAAACCGAAUCGCUCGCAGGUAAUCUCCACGUGAAGCUGAGAAAAGCCAAAUCUGAGCUAGAGGAAGCAAUUGCCGAGGAGGCUCGGGCCCGAGGCGCAUCGGACGAGAUGGUCACCACCAUCCGCCAGCUGGCGUCCGAGAGCCGGGAUUCAAGGCUGGAGGCUGAGGAGAUGAGGAAGCGGGCUCACGGGCUCAAGGCAGAAGCUGAGGCCACAAGGGCUGAGCUGGAAGAAGCCGAGAGGAAGCUCCGGGCCGCCGAGGCUGAAGCCGAGGAAGCCAAAGCGGCCGAGGCCCGGGCUCUCGACCUGAUCAGGGAGCUGUCUGAGAAAGCCGAUUUGAGGCGGGCUUCGACCUCUUCGGAGGGUGGGGGCCGGAUCACGAUAUCGAGAGAGGAGUUCGAGUCCCUGAGCCGGAAGGCCGAGGAAUCGGGAAAGUUGGCGGACAUCAAAGUGGAAGCCGCUAUGGCUCAGGUGGAAGCUGUGAAGGCCAGCGAAAAUGAAGCCCUCAAGAAACUAGAGUCUUCUCUUAAAGAAAUAGAGGACAUGAAAAGUGCAGCUCAGGAGGCCCUGAAGAAAGCCGAGAUGGCCGAUGCGGCUAGAAAGGCGGUCGAGGGCGAACUCAGGAGAUGGCGCGAACGAGAGCAGAAGAAGGCAGUUGAGACUGCUUCAAGGAUUCUCGAGGAGAAGGAGAAGGAGAAGCUGGUUGAGAUGUCCCCUCGCGAUUACCGUCCAAUUCAAGAAAAGCCAAGAGCUGUGGAGGCACCACAGGUGCACCGUAAGCUGGAGAAGUCGAAAACAUCGGUGACCAAGAAAGUAUUGAUGCCUAGCCUGAGCAGCGUGUUUCACAGGAAGAAGAAUAAAGUGGAGGGGGGGUCUCCUUCUUACUUACCAGGCGAGAAGCGUGUAUGGUGA